AUGGACGAGUUCCAAUGCAUUCCGUUUUUUUUAUCAAAGAGCUCGUGGGGCUUUUUCCGCAGGAGAACCAAACUCCUCUGCCGCAAGUGUGGCAACCCAGUUGGCAUUGCUUACGACGACGAAGCUCCAGCUGCUUACCCUCUCGUAUCAGGUGACGAACCAGAGUUAUCCUCCUCUUCAGGCACUUCCGAAGCUACUACUAAACACAGAAAGUACGACAUUAAAAUCCGCUCUUUACAACCUUCUGCUGUUGAUAGAGUCGGUACGCCACAUUAUCUGUGA
Messenger RNA from Linum trigynum, 282 nucleotides. NCBI's taxonomy places the organism in Eukaryota, Viridiplantae, Streptophyta, Magnoliopsida, Malpighiales, Linaceae. The record is from the annotation of a GenBank genome assembly.